Meyerozyma guilliermondii ATCC 6260 is the source of this 1317-nucleotide messenger RNA. RefSeq lists its product as uncharacterized. The transcript has a single exon. Bases 1 to 1317 code for a protein of 438 amino acids. Lineage: Eukaryota; Fungi; Ascomycota; Pichiomycetes; Serinales; Debaryomycetaceae. The record is from RefSeq and is a predicted model, not a curated record.
AUGAAAUUGUCACUCGCUAUUUCACUUUUUGUGUCAGUGAUCAGUGCUGCAGCAGUGCAACACGUUCCAGAGCCCCACAUUACAUCAGCGCCUGUCACAUCAGAUCUGGGAGCUGCUACCAUUCACCAUGAAAAGAGAUACAAAAAUGCCAUCAUCAACAAAGAGUAUAGGGAGAAAAUGGAAGCCAAGAAAAAGGCAGCAGAGAGCACGCUGCUGAAGCCCAAAGCAUGGAUGCGUGUUGUGUAUUCUACAAAGACCGAGAGAGUGAUACCAACCGUCAUUGCUGGUGUCACUUUCAGCGCCAAACCACCGGCAACUACAGACGGAUUGGAACCAUGGAUAUCGUUGAACAAGGAUGGUUCGCCCAAGACUAUCAAACCAGACAUCAAAAAUGGUCGUAUCAGAAAGCCCUCGCCCACGUAUGGCACAUGGUUCCAGACUGCCUCCACCAUCGUUUAUACCCCUGAAGAAAUGGGGUUGGAGCACUUGGGCAAUGAAGAUGAGGUUCACGAAGAAGUUGUGUACCAAGAAGAAGACCAGACGUACCACUCGCUCAACCCGUUGAUCAGAUGUACCCCGGAUUACUACAAGUUGAAGGGUGUGGCUAAGGACCAGUCACCGGAACCAUUCUGUUUUCCUCAAGAUAGUGCACAACUUAAGCAGGAGAAAACCUACUUUGUGACCUGGUUUUCCCGGUUUUUCGCUCCAGAAGUCAAGAAUGUCAAGCUCCAUUUGACCUAUGUCAAAGAACAUCACAUGUACAAGGGAACCAAGAGAUCCGAGGUGAUGGAUAAAGGAGGACAGGCACAUGCAAAUUCAUUUUUCACCUCGGACUGGAUCGAAAAUGAUAAGGGCUUUUACCCAUUGACCAUUGAUCCCGAAUGGCUCACGAUGAAAGAGCCUUUCCGUAAAGUGAUGCUUUCUCUCCAACCAGAUAACGUUUCGGACGAGGAUUUCGACCCACAGGCCAAUUUUAUUGUCAUAGAGAUAGCCAAGGGUGCCAAGGUUGGAAAAGAACAUUUGCUUGAUUUGAAGAAACUCGAAGAAAAAUGGGACAAGGCAGACAUCGAUGGGGUUUAUGACGAAGGACCCAACAUGGAGAAAUACCUCAUAAUGAUGACAAUGCCUACGUGUGUCGCGAUCGCUGGGUUAUUGAUGUACUUCUUUGUCAUGGUGAACAAAAAGAACACCGAUCUAAGCCAUUUGCGGCCAAAACGUGCGUUGGGAAGACUCACCAACCACCGGAGAAUUCCGUUCGCUAAGAAGAAGAAACAGGAAACCGAGCUUCCACUUCUGGACAUGAACAAAUUAGAUUAA